UGUAUAUAGUUAUUCUUAUUUACUUAGGCUUCUAGAAAUCAUAAUGUAAUAAACUCUUUUGAAUUAUUUUGUUUAUUCUAUGGAUCUCAUUGUUUACUGGGAGAAAAUAUUCAAGAAAUUGCUUUCUUUUUUAAGAUUGUGGCUCCAAUAUCUAGAGUUGAGAAGCUUGUUAGAUUUCUGUGGAUGAUGUGCUGAGGGAGACGAGCGGUUGUUAGUAGCGGAGUAUAUGCCUAAUGAUACUCUCUCCAAGCAUCUCUUUCACUGGGAGAAACAGCCACUGCCAUGGGAGAUGCAUGUGAGAGUUGCAUACUACAUUGCACAAGCACUUGAUCAUUGCAACACGGAAAACCGAAAAAUAUAUCAUGACUUGAAUGCAUACAGAGUCCUCUUUGACGAGGAUGGUGACCCACGGUUAUCUAGUUUUGGCCUUAUGAAGAAUAGUGGAGAUGGAAAAAACUAUAGCACUAACCUGGCUUGUACUCACCUGAGUUUCUGA
Molecule: messenger RNA, 496 nt
Organism: Ziziphus jujuba (common jujube)
Lineage: Eukaryota; Viridiplantae; Streptophyta; Magnoliopsida; Rosales; Rhamnaceae
Product: serine/threonine-protein kinase BSK2-like
Exons: 3
Coding region: 227-496 (89 amino acids)
Biological process (GO): protein phosphorylation; brassinosteroid mediated signaling pathway
Molecular function (GO): ATP binding; protein kinase activity
Source: RefSeq, a predicted model, not a curated record